UUUGUAAAACAUUCUAUAGAUUUCCUCGUUGAUCUUAGUUGGGCCCUUCUCUUUCCAUGUUCCUAGUUUUCCCUGCCUUUUAAACCGUCUCUUUUCUUCGAAAACGGAGAGAAACACAGGCGGAAAGAUGGUGAAGGGAAGUGUUUUAUUCUCCGUGAUAUCGUGUUUGGUUAGUUUGUUCAUGAUCGAUGUUUCCGGCUUUGAUUCACCGGCGGGGAAGCUUUCUGCUGCGCAUUACCAUGACCGGAUGUUCCAAUUACAAGCGUUCAAGGCUUCUCUUGUUUCGGGUCCGGCGAUCUCCCCCUCUGCUUCGCCGCAGCAGGGAGCACCUGGUUCACGUGUGUAUCGUGUAACGGAUUACGGGGCGGAUCCGACGGGGAAAUCAGACAGCACGGAGGCGCUCAACAAGGCGAUCGCCGACGCAUUUAACGGCCCGAGUGAAGGGCUCUUGAUGGAGGGGAUCACUAAUCUUGGAGGGCCACGGAUUGAUCUCGAAGGCGGGAAUUACGUUCUCAGUAAACCACUGCGGUUACCGGCUCCGGGUGCAGGAAACCUUAUGAUCCAGGGAGGGACACUGCGAGCGUCGGAUGAUUUUCCGGUUGAUGGGUAUCUAAUUGAUUUGUCUGCAAGUUCAUCGGGCAGCACUACUCAAGAAGUUAAAGAAGGGAGCUCCUCGAAUCUGGAUGUGCAGCUUACCUCAUCAUCAUCAUCCUAUAACUACGAGUUCAUAACCCUCAAAGACUUAUUGUUGGAUUGUAAUUACAGGGGUGGUGGUAUUUCAGUGAUCAACUCGCUAAGGACUAGUAUCGACAACUGCUACAUCGCCCAUUUUACCAGCAAUGGAAUUUUAGGCCAAGGUGGGCACGAGACUUAUAUCAGGAACUCUUUCCUCGGUCAGCAUAUCACGGCCGGUGGCGAUGCGGGUGAACGGAACUACACCGGCACUGCCAUUAACCUGAUGGGGAACGAUAACGCCGUGACGGACGUGGUGAUCUUUUCGGCCGCCAUCGGAAUAAUGGCAUCAGGUCAAGCCAACACCUUUUCCGGGGUACAUUGUUACAAUAAGGCAACGGGUUUCGGUGGCACGGGGAUUUACUUGAAGCUGCCCGGUCUCACGCAGACCCGGAUAGUGAAUUCUUACCUCGAUUACACCGGAAUCGUGGCCGAAGACCCGGUGCAACUUCACAUCUCCAGCAGUUUCUUCCUGGGAGAUGCAUUUAUCCUCUUGAAAUCAAUAAACGGGGUUGCGAAUGGAGUGAGUAUAGUGGACAACAUGUUCAGUGGGUCCAAUAAUGGGGUUGAAAUAGUCCAGCUUGACCAAUCAAAUGGUCCCUUCAAACAAAUCGAUCAGGUCGUAGUCGAUAGGAACAAUGCCAAGGGGAUGAGCAUGAAAUCAACGGUUGCAAGAGGGUCCGUUGAAGGGAAUGGCAGUUCCUGGACGGUUGAUUUCAAUCCCGUGCUUUUAUUUCCUAACCUGAUUAAGCAUGUGCAGUAUUCACUAAGCUCUAGCAGGGGCGGCUCAUUUCCCAGUCACGCCCUGCGUAAUGUGUCGGAAAAUCGAGUCGUGAUUGAGUCGGAUGUCGCCGUUCCGGCAAAUGUUUUCGUCACGGUGGAUCAAGCUUAACCUCCUCCUCCUCCUCCUAUUAUUAUUACUAAUAUUAUUUGACAAUUGUGAAUAUGGGCUGAAAGCUCAAAUCAAUUCAAACAUAAAUCAGCUUAAGGGAUAAACAUUUAGCAAUUGUUU
Messenger RNA from Hibiscus syriacus, 1744 nucleotides. RefSeq names its product polygalacturonase QRT3-like. The record is from RefSeq and is a predicted model, not a curated record. Lineage: Eukaryota; Viridiplantae; Streptophyta; Magnoliopsida; Malvales; Malvaceae. The transcript is spliced from 3 exons. Bases 128 to 1624 code for a protein of 498 amino acids. Gene Ontology annotation, molecular function: polygalacturonase activity.